CACAAUUGUUGGAGCAAGAAAGAAUAUAUAUAACCAAUUCCAAUUUAACCCCAAACAUAUCAAUCGCCCUGUCUGUCUCCAAUAAAACAGGGGUAAUUGUUGGUCGGUCGACCCAUGAAGCAGUUUGCAUUGGAUGAUUAGUAUGAAAAAAUUUCUGAAGAAGCUACACAUCAGACCAAAUCAUUCAUCGGAUGACUCCAACUCGCAACGAUCUGAAUCAGUGAGUUCGAUUACAGGAUGGCUUAACUCGGUGACGAAUAAGAAAAGUCAAAGUGUUGAGAGGUUUGACUCGGUUAGUAGUAGUCAACUGGAUGCUGCCAUGGAUGAGUUGAACAACUCGGAGGUUGACGAGGAGUAUCAGAUUCAGUUAGCGUUGGAGUUGAGUGCUAGAGAAGAUCCCGAGGCGGUUCAGAUCGAAGCGGUUAAGCAGAUUAGCUUGGGGUCUUCUGGUCCUCCGGAGAAUACCCCUGCUGCUGCUGCUGAAAUUGUUGCUUAUAGAUAUUGGAAUUACAGUGCUCUUAGCUAUGAUGACAAGAUUCUUGACGGCUUCUAUGAUCUGUACGGGGUGUUGACGGGGCCCACAUCUUCAAAAAUGCCUUCGCUUGUGGAUUUACAAGCAACACCCGUGUCAGAUAAUGUUGCAUGGGAAGCGGUCCUUGUUAAUAAGGCUUCAGAUUCUAAACUUGUAGGACUUGAACAGAGGGCCCUUGAAAUGGCUGUGAAGUCAAUGUCUGAAUCCAUAAAUUUUGCUGGUCAAACAUUGGUUCAGAGACUUGCGGUUUUAGUUUCUGAUCACAUGGGGGGCCCGGUUGGAGAUCCAGAAAAGAUGUUGAUAGCCUGGAGGGAUUUCUGCUCGAAAUUAAAGGAAAGUAUUGGAAGCAUGGUUUUGCCCCUUGGCUCAUUAAAUGUUGGAAUGGCCCGUCAUCGGGCAUUGCUUUUCAAGGUAUUGGCUGAUAGUGUGGGCAUCCCUUGCCGGUUAGUGAAAGGGAAGCAAUACACUGGUUCCAACAAUGUUGCAAUGAACUUUAUAAAACUUGCUGAUGGAAGGGAAUAUAUUGUUGACUUAAUGGCGGAUCCCGGAACUUUGAUACCAUCGGAUACAGCAGGAGGAUUAAAUCUGGAUUAUGAGGAAUCCUUUUCAUCAAGUCCAUGGUCCCGAGACGAAGAUUCUUCUUCUUCUUAUUAUUUGGCUUCCUCAACAAGUAACUUCACCACUUCAUCUAUAGAUUACAUGGAAGAAAAUGACAACACGCAUUCAUCCGGUUUAUCACAACAGCCAAUCAAAUCUACGUUAGAACCCAAGAAAUCUUUACCACCAAAAGGAGGAACUUCACAUGCAAGAUCCCCUUCAUGGACUGAAGGAAUAAGUUCCCCUGCGGUACGUAAAAUGAAGGUAAAAGAUGUUUCACAAUACAUGAUGGAAGCUGCAAAAGAAAACCCUCAAUUAGCCCAAAAGUUACACGAUGUCUUACUAGAAAGUGGCGUCGUUGCUCCUCCAGACCUCUUUACCCAAGUUUAUGAUGAAGAGGAAAGUACUACCGAAAGUCAAAGUCAAAGUCAACCUCGUUUCUUACCUCCAUUACCACACCCAACCAAAGCUUAUUCACACUCUGAAGUAAAUCCAGUGCAAUACAUGAGGAGUGUUCCGGCUGCAGCGGCAGCCGCUGCAGCUGCCGCCGCGGUUGCUUCCUCUAUGGUGGUGGCUGCCACUAAAACGAUAACUGACCAAAAUAUUCAGCUACCGGUAGCAGCUGCAGCGACGGUGACAGCGGCGGUUAUGGUGGCUACAACGACUGCAAUAGCUGGUACUUCACAAAGUGAAAGUUUAAAUGUUGUGGAUUCUCCGAAAAAUGAAGGAGAUACGGGUCAACUUGAGAUACGUCAAGAAGGGGAGAGAGUAUCAGAUAGGUCGACAGGUAAUGAAAGCACAGUAUCUGAAGUAUCCCUUGAGGAUGUAGCAGAUUGUGAAAUAGCAUGGGAGGAUAUCACUUUGGGUGAACGUAUCGGAUUGGGAUCGUAUGGAGAGGUAUACCGUGGUGACUGGCAUGGAACCGAUGUUGCUGUUAAGAAGUUCCUAGACCAAGAAAUAACUACCGAAUCCCUUGAGGAAUUUAGAAGUGAGGUCAGGAUAAUGAAAAGAGUCAGGCAUCCGAAUGUUGUACUAUUCAUGGGGGCUGUAACACGUGUACCACAUCUUUCAAUUGUUACCGAAUUUCUUCCCAGAGGUAGUUUAUAUAAAUUGCUCCAUCGUCCCAACAACCAGCUAGAUAUUCGAAGGCGCUUGAGGAUGGCGCUGGAUACAGCCCGUGGUAUGAACUAUUUGCACAAUUGCACGCCUGUUAUUGUUCAUCGUGAUUUGAAGUCUCCAAAUCUCCUUGUUGAUAAGAAUUGGGUUGUUAAGGUUUGUGAUUUUGGAUUGUCAAAAAUGAAGAACAGCACCUUUCUUUCUUCACGAUCUACUGCAGGAACAGCAGAGUGGAUGGCUCCAGAAGUCUUAAGAAACGAACCUUCAGAUGAAAAGAGCGAUGUUUAUAGCUUUGGUGUGGUUUUAUGGGAGCUUUGCACGAUGCAACAACCAUGGAAUGGAAUGAAUCCGAUGCAAGUUGUUGGUGCUGUCGGGUUUCAACAUCGUCGUCUUGAAAUUCCAGAUGACAUGGACCCCGUCAUUGCGGAUAUUAUUACGAAAUGCUGGCAGACCGAUCCCAAACUACGACCUACGUUUGCUGACAUCAUGGCUGCCUUGAAGCCACUCCAGAAGUCGAAUGCAAGUUCUAAAACAGUCAAGAGAGUAGACCAAUCGGAUUCCACAAUGUAGCAGCAAACUGGGCAAAGGGUUUGUGUGAGUUAUUUGAUCACUAUACUAUAAAACACGAUGAAGUACGCCAUACGCGUGCAAUUCAAAUGAUUCUGAUUCUUCUGUAUGGUCAUUUUCAUGUAUUUUUUAGGCUUGAUCAUGCCACCAUCUUAGUUUUUUGUUUCUUUUUUGUAACCUCAGUUGUCUGUUUGGUUUUGUAAAUUCAUGUUGUAUCAUGGUCAUAAUUACUUGUUUAUAAACACUCGCUGUGUGUUGGUAUGUUGGAACCUAGAGUGCAAUGGGAACAAAGAUUUUGUGAAGACA
Molecule: messenger RNA, 3118 nt
Organism: Helianthus annuus (common sunflower)
Lineage: Eukaryota; Viridiplantae; Streptophyta; Magnoliopsida; Asterales; Asteraceae
Product: probable serine/threonine-protein kinase SIS8
Exons: 14
Coding region: 134-2815 (893 amino acids)
Biological process (GO): protein phosphorylation
Molecular function (GO): ATP binding; protein kinase activity
Source: RefSeq, a predicted model, not a curated record